This is a messenger RNA of Schistocerca piceifrons (Central American locust), 943 nucleotides long. RefSeq lists its product as uncharacterized. Lineage: Eukaryota; Metazoa; Arthropoda; Insecta; Orthoptera; Acrididae. The record is from RefSeq and is a predicted model, not a curated record. The transcript is spliced from 3 exons. Bases 66 to 461 code for a protein of 131 amino acids.
AGUGGGAACUAGUCUGCAGCCAGCAAGCAGCGAGCCCGGCUCAGCUCUGCCGCCCGCGCCCUAAGAUGGACGCGGUGUACCCCGAACCGCUGUCGCGCCUGCAGCACCGUCGGGCGGUGCGCAAGCCCGUGCACCGCGGACCCGGCGCCUGCUCGCUGCGCUACCGCACCCAGCCCGUCACCUUCGCAGAGAUCAAGGAGGUAGAUGAAGAGAACAUUGAUGACACAUCUACUGAGACAACUGCAGGUGCAGCUAGCAAAUCCGAACUUGACAUAAACACGAAAUUCGAAGAAUUCUGGAGAGCCGGAAGGGAAAAAGCCAAACAGAAGAAAAAAGCAAAAGAAGCAAAUAAAUCAAAAGUGAUUUCCACUGACUCAAGUCCAUCAUCACCUGAAGAUGAUACAGGAAGUGAAACCAAAAAUUUGACACAGACUUUAUCAAGUCAACGGCCAUCUAUCUGAGAUGUUCAGAUACGAGAAACCAAAUUUUUCCUGAGUCUGUCUCAUGAAGUUGAGAAUAUAAACUUAUGAGUGACGACUGGUUGCUGCAAAUCUUGCAGCACUUUUUUAUGGCGUGUGACAGACACUAAUAUUUUACAGUCAGAAGAAAUAUUUGUCAAUGUGAAGAGUGCGGAGCAAUUAUUGUGGGCACUGUGAUAGUUUUUUAGAUGGCUCCUCUCGAAUCGAACCGAAUGACUAAUACGAAUAUUUUGAUUACUUGUUUUUCACUUAUGUAUUUCUUCACAUAUUUAUUUCAUUUUUAUUUUUAUCACAGUAAGUUUAAUUUUUGACCAUAAAAAUGAAAACAUCUCAUACGAAGAAGCUGUUGAUAUAACCGUGUGCUACUUAAAUUUAACUGACAAAUUUUAUUUAUAUUAUUUUGUAUUUGAUAAUGUAAAAUUUAUGUGUGAUUCAGAGGAAUUAUAUUUUCAUUGUUGACAGAA